UUCAAUACAAAACUAUCCAGACAGCCUAUUCUAUGUCUUGUCUACCGAAUGUUAGUUAACACGAUAUUACCAUACAGCGUGAAACUUUUUAAGAUAAUAUUUUAAACAUUUUUCAUGGAUUUGGUAUAGAAGAAUAAUCUGUUAAACAUAUUUGAUGCUAUUCAAAACGUUGGCUACACUGUUACAAGAUUCAGCUGACCCAGAAUUGGAACACCAGCAGAAGAGAACCUAGAUUGAUGCUGUAACUGUACCUUUUAAUGCAGUAACUUCAAUAACUCGUUAAUAUUAUCAUUCUUAUUUUUAUGUUUAUAUAUGUAUUUCUAUAGUGUAGAAGACAUCUGCGUAUUAUUACAUUGCUGCAGUGCGAUUAGACAACUUACAUUUUGAUAGUGAUGCUUCAAACCAUUUAUGAUAGUUGAAUCUGUUUUAAUUAAUACUACAAUGCAGAAGCAAAUAAGUUUUUAUUUUUUAACAAUAUAAUCACUAUUUAAAAUAUUAUUAUUUAGUUAUAUUAAGGAUUUGUGUUAAAAAAACAUGAGUGUCACUAUGGAACAAAACGGCAUUUUGGAUCCUGCAUUGAUUGGACUCUUAGAGUCUUUGGAAGAUUCAAGAGAUGCUAUAUCAGCUUCCAAAGAAGAAUUAGAAUUUUUAAGCAAUCUUUUACAGAGCAAAGAAUUGCAUGCUUUAUUUAAAGUAUAUAAUACUAUUGUGGACCGAGUACAAGAUGAUAGACGAUGUUCCCCUGUUCUGUCAAGUUCAAUGCAGACUACUCUGGAUGUUAUGGAAGUGUUAUUACCGAGAAUAGCAUUAAGUGAUAUUUCAAGACAAUUAUUCCAAUUAUUACAAAAUCCACAUAUGCAGGGAUUAUUAUGUGCACAUGAUGCUGUAGCUCAAAAAGAUUACUUACCUCGAUUACCUGAAAUUCCUCAAGAAAUGGAUGAAGAUGAAGAGACAAUCAAAAUUGUUCAACUUGUAAAAAGCACAGAACCUUUGGGUGCUACAAUAAAAACUGAUGAAGAGAGUGGGAAAAUAAUUAUUGCAAGAGUAAUGCAUGGAGGUGCAGCUGAUAGAUCUGGUUUAAUUAAUGUUGGUGAUGAAGUGUGUGAAGUAAAUGGAAUCAAUGUUGAAGGGAAAUCUCCUGCAGACGUGCUUCAAAUACUACAACACUCUGAAGGGACAAUUACAUUUAAGCUAAUACCAUCAGAUCCUAAAAAUGGAGCACGUGAAAGUAAAAUGAAAGUCAGGGCUCAUUUUGAUUUUAACACAGACGUUGAUCCAUACAUUCCAUGUAAAGAGGCAGGUUUAAGUUUUGUUAAAGGGGAAAUAUUACACAUUGUUAGUCAAGAUGACCCAUAUUGGUGGCAAGCUCGAAAAGAAGGCGAUCGAAAUAUGCGAGCUGGUCUUAUACCAAGUAAAUCGUUACAAGAACGUAAAAUUAUUCACGAAAGACUUUCUACAAAUGAUCAACAAAAAAAAAAAUGGGUCAUAGAUACAGCUAAUGGGGGUUGUAUAAGUGGGGGUAACAUAACAUGUAUGCCAGAUCGUUCAUCAAGCAAAGAUCCUUUAUGUGGAUCAUUUGCUGCUUUGAACGAUCUUGGUAGCGACAUGACUUCAGAAUGUUCGACACGAACUCGCGUUAAAAAAGUUAUCUAUGACACAGCUGAAAGUGAUGAUUAUGAUCGAGAAGAUAUUGCCACAUAUGAAGAAGUUGUCAAGUUAUAUCCAAGACCAGAACAACCUCGACCUAUAGUGUUAAUUGGACCACCAGGUGUAGGUCGAAAUGAGUUAAAAAGGCGCUUAAUGGAGCUUAAUCCUGAUAAAUAUCAUACACCAGUACCGCAUACUUCAAGAUCACCCAGACCUGGAGAGGUAAAUGGUAAAGAAUACAAUUUUGUAUCCAGAGAUUUGAUGGAAGAACAAAUAGCUAGAGGAGAAUUUUUAGAGUUCGGGGAAUACAAGGGAAAUCUUUAUGGCACAUCUUUAGAUAGUGUUAAAUCAAUUAUUAGUUCUGGACUUACCUGUAUAAUAAAUCCACAUCAUCAGGCAUUAAAAAUGCUACGUACACCAGAUAUAAAACCUUAUAUUAUUUAUAUCAAACCACCAGGAUUUGAUGUAUUAAAAACUACUAGAAAUACAGCAUUUGCUAUGUCAACAUUUGAUGAAACUAACUCUAGAGGUUUCACGGAUGAUGAGUUCAAUGAAAUUUUAAAAAGUGCCAAAAGAAUUGAAUUUUUAUAUGAUCACUGGUUUGAUGAAACCAUAGUAAAUGAUGACUUUAAAUUAGCUUUAGAACAAUUAUUAGAAGCGGAUAAUAAGUUAAAAACUGAACCACUAUGGGCACCUGCAUCAUGGUUGCAAUAAGAAAGAUUUCAAAAACAAUGCACUAUCAGUAUUUUGUAAAAAAUAAAACUAUAACACAUCAAUACCAAAGAUAAGACCAAAAUAGGAUCAAUAAUAUUAACUAUGAUUAAGAUUUUAUUUAUUCUAAAUAUAUAUAAAUAUUCUAGUCUUAUAAUUUUAAUUAGGUUAACAGAAAAAGGAAGUUAAUAUUCAUCAGUUAAUAAUUUGUAUUUUUAUGAAUAAUGGAAAGUUAAAAAUAAUUAAAUAGAAAAACUGAAUUAUUUA
Daktulosphaira vitifoliae (grape phylloxera) is the source of this 2625-nucleotide messenger RNA. RefSeq names its product MAGUK p55 subfamily member 7 (gene metro). Gene Ontology annotation, molecular function: protein binding. Gene Ontology annotation, cellular component: cell-cell junction; plasma membrane. The transcript is spliced from 12 exons. Lineage: Eukaryota; Metazoa; Arthropoda; Insecta; Hemiptera; Phylloxeridae. The coding region runs from base 535 to 2361 and encodes 608 amino acids. The record is from RefSeq and is a predicted model, not a curated record.